UCGCCCCCUCCUCCCGCUUUCUGGAUCGCCAUUUUCCUCCGCGGUUCCUGCUUCUUCCUUGCAGGAUCGGCGCUGGAUUCGUCGGGAGAGGCUCCUGGGUGCCGCUCGUGGCAGCAGGAAAACAACUAUGACCGAAGAUUUACCUUCAAGACAACUAACAAGUGAUAGUAAAAAUUCAGCCCCAGGCAGCAGCCAAGGGAAAGCAUGAAGCGUGGGAAACUCUCGGAUCCCCCGUCAGACACAAGCAGCACUCCAAGAACGCCCAAAAGAACCCAUGAAUGCCCAGAGUGUGGGAAAUCCUUUGCUUGCAGGUCCCUCCUUUUGACCCACAGGAAGAUCCAUGUGGGAAGUGGAUCCAGUGAAGGUUUGGAGGGUGAGAAAUCUUUCUCUGGGAAAAACUCCAAAGAUCUCAGAAGCUCCCCAACACUAAAACCCUAUAAAUGUGAGGAAUGUGACUUAUGCUUUAGUAAAAAGUCACACCUUCGUACACAUCAGAAAAUCCACACUGGAGAGAAACCUUAUGAAUGUCUGGAAUGUGGGAAAUUUUUCCGUCAAAAAGCCACUCUCAGAAACCACGAGAGGAUUCACACCGGGGAGAAACCUUACAAGUGUUGGGAAUGUGGGAAGAGCUUUUCUCAGAACUCAGGUCUUUGGAUCCAUGGAAAGACUCAUGUGGGAAUAAAAUCUUACAAAUGCUUUGAGUGUGGAAAAUGUUUCACCCAGGGUUCAGCUCUUCGGAGUCAUGAGAAGAUUCAUGCAGGAAUAAAACCUUACAAAUGCUUUGAGUGUGGAAAAUGUUUCACCUAUAGUUCAUCUCUUCGGAGUCAUCAGAAAACACACAGAGGGGAGAAAAACGAAAA
This is a messenger RNA of Notechis scutatus (mainland tiger snake), 860 nucleotides long. RefSeq lists its product as uncharacterized. Gene Ontology annotation, molecular function: DNA-binding transcription factor activity, RNA polymerase II-specific; RNA polymerase II cis-regulatory region sequence-specific DNA binding. Gene Ontology annotation, biological process: regulation of transcription by RNA polymerase II. Lineage: Eukaryota; Metazoa; Chordata; Lepidosauria; Squamata; Elapidae. The record is from RefSeq and is a predicted model, not a curated record.